Messenger RNA from Mauremys mutica (yellowpond turtle), 7899 nucleotides. RefSeq names its product phosphotyrosine interaction domain containing 1 (gene PID1). The coding region runs from base 311 to 964 and encodes 217 amino acids. Gene Ontology annotation, cellular component: cytoplasm. Lineage: Eukaryota; Metazoa; Chordata; Testudines; Geoemydidae. Gene Ontology annotation, biological process: regulation of reactive oxygen species metabolic process; negative regulation of D-glucose import across plasma membrane; regulation of mitochondrial membrane potential. The transcript is spliced from 3 exons. The record is from RefSeq and is a predicted model, not a curated record.
GCGCUGCUGCUGUCGCUGCUGCACUGGCGGGGCCGCCGGCGGAGCUCAGCGUCCCGCUCGCUGGUGCAAUAGGACCGCUCAGCGCGGCUAGCAGAGGAGCCGGCGGAGAACCCGGGGGUGCAAGUUACCAGGCUUUCCGCAGCUGGAGUCUGUCCCUGGCUGGCUGGGCACUGGCCCGUCCCCCGGCUGCUGAAGGACUGAACGCACCUCGCUGCCACCCCAAACAGAUGUGAGCGAGCCUGGAGAACUGAACCCCAGCUCGCAAUCAACAGUGUCCUCCUCUCCCCCGCAGAACCAGAGAGGGUGAAAUAUGUGGCAGCCGGCAACCGAGAGACUGCAGCAUUUUCAGACCAUGUUGAAGACCAAGCUGAAUGUCCUAACUCUUCGGAAAGAGCCUCUUCCUACAGUGAUCUUCCAUGAGCCAGAAGCCAUUGAGCUGUGCACCACAACUCCAUUAAUGAAGACCCGGGCCCACACUGGAUGCAAGGUUACAUAUUUGGGUAAGGUGUCCACAACAGGGAUGCAAUUUUUAUCAGGGUGCACAGAAAAACCUGUCAUUGAAUUAUGGAAGAAGCACACACUAGCCAGGGAGGACGUCUUCCCAGCCAAUGCCCUUCUGGAAAUCCGCCCCUUCCAAGUAUGGCUUCAUCACCUGGACCUCAAAGGCGAAGCCACAGUCCACAUGGAUACCUUUCAGGUGGCACGUAUUGCCUACUGCACUGCCGACCACAAUGUCAGCCCAAACAUCUUUGCUUGGGUUUACAGGGAGAUCAAUGAUGACUUGUCCUAUCAGAUGGACUGCCAUGCUGUAGAGUGUGAGAGCAAGCUGGAGGCCAAGAAGCUGGCUCAUGCCAUGAUGGAGGCCUUUAAGAAGACUUUCCACAGCAUGAAGAGUGAUGGCCGGAUCCACAGGAAUAGCUCAUCUGAGGAAGUGUCUCACGAAUUCGAAUCUGAUGAUGGCUGACUCAACUCAUUGAUGGUACAGCAAGGGCAGAAAUUGCCUAGGGAAUAGGAGUUGAUAGAUGAAUAAGCAACAACUGAUAUCUGGAAUUAAAAGACGGCCAAACACUUGGCUGACCAGCUUUUUAAAUCAAAAGAGCAAAUCAGUACCUAAAGAUAUGCAUCAUUAAAGUAAUUAUGUUACAUUGAAAUCUGCUGCUGUUGUAAAUGUGAGAAAAAGCUUCCCCCCCUGCCCCAUUUCACCCCCCAACCCAUGCACCAUCAACUCUUUAUAGCCUGGUGUAGUUCAGGUGUACAAUCUGAAGUUGAUUCAGUCCAGUUUGCCUUAUGAAAUCCAUCAAGCAAUUUUAAUAGUAGAUUAUCUGGGAUUCAUAGCUGGGAUCUGAUGCUGCUAUGCAGCAGCAAGUGGAAAAGGGAGCCCCUUGGUUCAGAAAAAUGAAUCCCUUUCAAUGUCAUAUUGCAAAAUCCUUUGACCUUACCUAGGCUGAAACAGCCAUUCAUAAGCUUUUUGACAAAUGGCCUGACAUUCUGCAGUUUAUUCACAUUUCACAGAUUUUUAAAAAGAUGCUUAUAUUUACACAUUAUAUCAUAUGCUAUUCUUUAUUUUAUUCAUUUUGUCUAUUUUCUUAAUGUACCUGCAGCCACUCGUCUCCCACCAAGCACCAUUAAUUACAAUUUCCAGGAUACCAAAAAGGGAAAAAAAAAUCCAUGAUGGCUGGUAAUACAGUGAACCAGCUCCAUUAUUUCUUCUGAGAGUUGAGUGACAUGUUGCUAAGACCCGUGGUGUUUCACCAGUUGAACUGGGACUUAUGAUCCACCUCAGGUCUGAAGUGAUAUGAACAUGGUAGCCUUAACUCCACAGUAGUCUCCAUUCACCAACCUAGUACAUAUAAUUUCAUGUAGCUGGUACUCCUGGGUCACAAAGGCCAGGGGUGUGUUACCAUAAAUAGCAAAGUGUCUCUGACCAUUAAAGGCACUAUUCCUUUUAGAGUCAGGUUUGAAAUGAUUGGUUUGUACUGAAAUGAUUGAGAAGUUCACAUUAAGAUAUCCUGCACUUUUCCUGGUCCAUGGACAAAAAGGUUCAUAACUUUUGUAAAGGCAGAAAAAAAAUCAAAUAAAAACAAAGCCUUUGGUUCCCUAAAUGUUUUUAAGGCCAAGAGCAGAUGAAUAGUUUGCAGGUAAUGCUGCUCCUUGUUCGUAAUCAUGGUAAUGGUAGGGGCACUAGGGCACCUUACAGAAGCCUUAAAAGAAGCUACGUGUCUGUGUUUUGUGUGUGUAUAUAUACAUUGUGUGAGAGAGCAUAUGUAUGCCUGUGUUAAAGCAUGUAGACUGAGCAUGGAGACAUGUGGAGGGGGACCCAUGGCUCUUGAAAAUAUGCUUGUUGCUUUCCAAUGUAUGUAAACUAUUCUCCAGCAUAAAUACAUUCAUACUUUAAUAAAAAAUAUGUUUGAGUUAAAGCUAUGAUAGUUUUAGGCUCUGUUUCCAAUGCAAACUCUCUGUUUUUAUUUAAAGUACCUUGGGUUCUGUGUUCCACUGAUGAUAGAUGUUUUACAAACACCAAUUAAAGGGAUUAAAAAUUGUUAUAGGCUUAUUUAUAUAUACACCCCUCCCAAACAGUUAAUAGGAUUAAAAUAUUAAUAUAUUUAGAUUUAAAACAUUACUUUAGUUUCCAAAAGGGAUAAUGGAAAUGUUUAUGAUUUCCUAAGAUCAGUUUUUAACUUUUAUUUCAAGGUGUGUAGACACCAGUUCAUACUUCCUGCUUUCCAGUAGGUGGCAGAGAUUUUUCUCCAGACAAUGAGUUUAAUUUAAGAGCCCUAUUGACCAGAAACAAUAUCUUGCCUCCACUAGUUCAGGUCUGGCAUCAGCAUCCAGUAUGAAGAAUAAACAAGCUCAGCAAGUUCCUAGGCUACUUUGGUACUGAAUCUUUGAGUGCCUGCUGCUGAGAAAUGAUCAAGAGUACAGAACUCUGAGUCUGGAGGGCCUACAUGUGAUUCUCAAAGUUGAGAUUUCCUUCUCCUCACUAUGGCUAGUAAUAAGUUGAGUUAAUCUACAGCCUUUAUCUUUGCUUAAAAAAAAUAAAUCUGAACUCUGAUAGGCAGGUAUGUCUCUUUAUGGUCAAAGUCAACAUUUCUUCAACGUUGGUCAAAUUCUGCUCGCUUCCUCAGAGUUGUAGCCUGCAAUUUGCUAUUUUUGGACAUUUGGCAGCCAAAAUUCCUGUCAUUCUACUUCUCAGAUCUGUCUCUGGUCCUUUUCAUAGUAACUCCAGGUGUCUCUUUGACAAGAUUCAAUGGAUUCCUCCUGAUUUCACCAUUACUGAUUAUAUACAGUAUCUUACAUGUGUGUUGGCAGGAGACAGGUCCAAAAAGCCAGAGCUUGCAAUUUUAUAAGGCUAUUUAAAGAAAUGCAUCUCAAUUAAGCAUUACAGCAUCUUGAUUAAGCACUAAAAAAGUUGCCAAGUCGUGGAGCCAGAUUUUUACUAAAUGGAGCCCUGAUGAAUGUGUGAUGGAUUUUUGCCCUUUAUAUCUUGCAUCAUUCUUAUAAUGUAUUGGAAGAAGGUUGCCAAAGCUAAAAACAAAACUAUAAAUAAUAACUGAUAUAAUUAAAUAGUUGUAUACCCAGAAAAUAGGACUAGAGAACAUUGCUGGGGGCUCUGCUGUACCAUAUAAUAUCGAGUUUCUGAAUUUUCUGGCACUCAUUUAUUUGUGUCAAAGUUUAACAUCAAUUGUUGUAUUUAAUAGAUUGUUAUGGUCCUAAAGGUUCUCAUUGGGCCAUAUGGCAAUAAAAGUUUUACAUGCAAAUAAAGGGCAGUAAAUAAUCCUUAGUAUUUAUUUAUCAAUCAGUGGUAUGUGCCCUGACUAUUAUUACUGAGGUGUGCACUACGAUCAUUUGUAUUGUAUUGUAAAAGAUUCCCAAAUUACCCGUAUAAUAGUGAUUUCAAAAGGAAGAUAAAGAAACCAAUGGCCCUGGUCCCAUUAUAGAUACAACAUAUACCUUUUAAUAAACAUAACAGAAUGGGAUAGAAUUGGAGACAAAAAUAGUUACUGUUAUAUUUAUAUUCACAUUCUUACAGCAUAUUGAAAACCGUUGAACACAUUCCCUUUCCCCAGAUCACCAAGAACUUCUAGGUCAGAGGUUCUCAAACUGGGAGUCGGGACCCCUCGGGGUUGUGAGGUUAUUAUGUGGGGGGCCACAAGCUGUCAGCGUCCACGCCAAAUCCCGCUUUGCCUCCAGCAUUUAUAUUAAAAGAUGUUUUUAAUUUAUAAGAGGGGGCGCACUCAGAGGCUUGCUAUGUGAAAGGGGUCACCAGUACAAAAGUUUGAGAAUCACUAUCUAGGUCUAAGUUACACCAAGGAUAAGUUAAAAGGCAGAUUCUAAACCUCUGCAAACAGUGCUGACUCCACUUUCACUAAAGCAAUGCAAACAGUGCACUGGACUCCAAUAACUAGACAGCUACUCAGAGAUUUAUUCCAAUAUAGCUUUAUUCCUUAUUGCCCCUUAAUGUACUACAGUCAAGUCUCAAUGCUCCGUCUCCCUCCCUAACUUCAACACAUUUAAUUGCCCAUGAAAGAGGAGAUGCAUGUCUUUCUGGCUAUUCUGGCUGGUUGCAGGUGUCAGAGCCUCCAUGACCAGGAAUGCCAGCAAACUCAUUAUAAUGCCACAUAGUUUAUUUUAAUGGGAGUAGGAGUAGGAGAUCAUUUAAAUCAGUCUAUCUGAUCUGAAAAUUUUGUGUGAAGAAGCUUCACAGCUUUAUAUUUUCACUUGCUUUAGUAAAUAGUAACUUAAUGAAACAGAGGAUGAUUUCACAUUUUGAUGAUACCAGUACAGUCCUGCAUUCAAUGAUGGGAAGAUGGAAAAACAUGUUUUGUGAUACAGAUUGCCAUCUCCUGGCCCCUGGAGUCCCUCCCGCAACACACAACGUCAGACAAUGAUAAAUAACUCUGACUUGCUAUAAGAUCCAAAGCCAUUACCUUCUGGCUUUAUUUGUUUAGUGCAUUGUUCUACAGUUGUACCUUAUGACUAGGGAUCGUAGACAUCAACUAGUCUGGAAUAAUUUUGUCUGGGUUUGGAGAUAUUUUUAGGUUACAUUUUGAAAUAAAAAACUGUUAUUUAAAGCAUUCAAAGCCUUCAAUUCAAGCAAGCAAACAAAAUUGGCUGAUUUUAUGUUUUUAUUGAUUGUAUGUUUGUAUCCCAAUUUUGACUCUGCUCCUGGUCUUUCUCAUGUUGCCUUCAAUGGAGUUUCUACUGACUUAAACUAGUGCAUGUGAGAGGAGAUUCCCAUCCUUUCUUCUUGAUGGCCCUGACUGAGGCUCAGUCCAGCAAAGCACUUAAGCACAUACUUUACUUUAGCUACAUGAAUGGUCACAUUGCUUAAAUGAAACUAAUCAUGUGCUUAAGACUCAGUGCCCCAGAAAUCGAUGGAUCAUGAGCUAAAUAGAGUAUGUUACUGCUAUGCUAUGCUUGUCAUACCACAUGCUCAGACUCAAGGUAGGUCCACACAACAGCGGGUAGGCUGACACACACUAGCUCAGCUUGAAUUAGCAUGCUAUAAAUAGCAGUAGGGUUGUGGCACAGGUAGCGGCUCAGGCUAACUGCUUGAGUACAAGCCUGACCAACCCUCUGGGUACAUACAUAAAGGGGCUAACCUGAACUGCUGUGGCCUCACAGCUCUUUUUAUUGCACUAGCACAAGCAGAGCUAAUGUGUCUGUGAAUCUGUGCUGGGAAGUACACUUCAGCUCCCGUGUAGGCAUAUCCAUAGCGGGGAGGGGGAUUGUUUUAGAUACAUGGUUUUAAUGAAGUUACAAUGAUUUAUACCAGCUGAGAACCUUACAUAUAAUAUGUCACCAAGUCUUGUGAUUUAGUGUAGCUCUCACAAUAGUUGGUGUUUUUAUUAAACUCCAGCUCUCAGAGGCAUGAGAUUAUGAGAGAACCAGGUCUUGUCUUUAAAAAAAGUAAGUUUUCAGGCGUCAUGGUUGUGGAGGAAACCUUAGAAAUGUGGCCCAAGUGUAUGCUAAAGACUCAAAAACUAGAUAGCAAGUAAAUAAAUCAUCACAUUUAUUAUUUUUUAAAAUCUUCUGAUUUUUGGGGGGAGCCUGGCUCAUGAUUUUUGAACAUUUGGGAUAAACUAUACUGUAUAUGAGUAUGGAUAUAAAUACUCUCUAGUAUAAAAAAGCUGUGUGAGAUUGAAGAAAAGUUCACUGAAACAGAUUUUUUACAAGUCCUGCUUAUAAUCUAGAAACAGUUGCUGAUAUGUGAGAUCUAACUAAAUUGAUUAAGUAUUUGUGAAACGGGCUGGGCUUUUAUUUGUUUUUUAAUUUUGUAGUAAAAGAAUGUAAAUUUUGUAAAACCAGCAAGUUAACAAAUAUAUUUUUAUUAAGAUCUUAAAGACACAGAUAUUGUGAAGGUAAAGUUCUAAAGUGUAUCAUAAUUUGUCCUUUCCAGAUUUUUGCUACAUUACAUUUCUUAGCUAUGCUAAGGCAAGACCAGAAAUUAGUUUCUCAGCCACCUGUCAGAAUGUUUAAAUAUAGGGCCAAGUUGUUAAGCAAAACAAAUGUUCCCACUCAAGUAAAAGAAGGAAGAUUUGGCCGAUCUGUUAAGAAUAUUAUUUUCAUACCAUAGGGUAAAAAUCAACAACAUAUACAUAUGAAACAUCACCGUUAGGUUUCACUUUCAACUAGUUUGGCAUGGAACUCACUGUAAUAAAAUAUGUAACAAAGAUGGUUUCUAAUUGACUGGAGACAUUUUUUUCUACCAGGAUGAAUACAGUUUGUGAGCCCACCAGUUUGGUCUGAUAUACGCUGAUAUAACUAAAGUUGAUGGCUGUGCAGAAUAGCCUUGAAAAAAAAACCAUAGCUACCACUAAUACUGUAGAUUUUCCUUUAGUUUCCUCAAUAAAAAGGAAAUGCGCUGUUUUCAUAGUCAAAAACCAGAUGAUGUUUAUAGCAAUGAGGCGUCCUCCCAGCCAUCCCACUGCUGCUGAUUCUCAGGAAUAUUUUGCUGCUAUGUCAGCAAAGGGGUUGCAUUAAGGUAUUUUGUCCUAAAAUUGUUUGUAAGAUGGGUCAAAAAUUAUAAGUGGGACAUCAAGGAGAGCAGCAUUUUGAUCAUUAAAACCUGAACUUCAGCAUGAAACAGGGACAGUCUUUAACCACAAGUAUUUUCAUUGGUGCAUUUUAUGACAGUAAGGAAGGAGAAUAUGCAUGAUUAUGCCUAGAACUGAAGGAUCUCAGAAAACUAAUUCUAAUGGAGGAAAAUAUCUGAUUUCUGCUCAUACUGUAUGUUUUCCAUGGCUCUGAGAGCAAUUGAGGUAAAGUCAGUUUUAUUGCACACAGGUUUUUUUGGGGUGGUGUGUGUGGGGGUGGAGAUUUAAUUUGUUUCCUGUUUUUUAAAAAAAUCUGAAACAUAAAAUUAAUAUGCUUUUCCCUAAAACUCUAUCAGUGAAUAACUUCAUUUCACAUGAGAAAACAAUUGUACAUGUCUAAUGGAUUACAUUUAACAUUCCUAAAAUACACCAAUAAAAGACUUGUGACUGGGGGUGGAGGGUUUGAAAUAAAGAGGAAACCUCAGAUCAGUCGAUCAGAUUAUUUUACAGUUAUCACAUUCUUGUGAGUUCUGGGUCUCCAGUACUGUUUUGUUCACAGUACAUUCUCUCUAAAAUUUAAGGAUCUGUCAAUAGCCAGAUAUUCUUUUGUGCAACUGCCACGUUUUGAAACGAAAUGUUUGUUAAUAGUUUAAUAACUGUUUUGUGGGGAAAUUGUGAGUGUAUAUAUAUAUAAAGGAAUCCUAUGUGCUGGAAUUCAGAUAAAUUGUGCAUCUGAUAACAUUAAUAAACUUGUAAAAAAGUUUUUUCCAUAAAGGGAAGCAAACUAAUUUGUCUAUUAAAAAUGUUACUUUUCAAAUGUUACAUGCAUUAUUGACAAACAUAAAUACAGACUAUUUACCAA